Messenger RNA from Oldenlandia corymbosa var. corymbosa, 816 nucleotides. NCBI's taxonomy places the organism in Eukaryota, Viridiplantae, Streptophyta, Magnoliopsida, Gentianales, Rubiaceae. The record is from the annotation of a GenBank genome assembly.
AUGGUUGAAGUGCUGAAGUUAAAAUCUCAUUCUCGCUUUUCCUGUUUUACCAUAAAAAGCUCUAAACCUGGUUUAGCUUCUGAAGGACCCUCAUCUGCAGAGGCUCUGCUAUUUAUACCCCCUGGAGUUAUCCCAGACGAGGUUACCGAUGAUAAGAUCUUACCCGGUUCAAAUAUUGUGCUCGGACCAUAUGCUGGUGAUGCUAAAAUUAAGGAGGUAGAGUUUGUAAAAAGUAGUAAUCGUCCCAAGGACUGUCCCAAGGAUGAUCGACCGGAAUUUGCUAUGUUGGGCAGGUCCAACGUUGGGAAGUCCUCACUUAUUAACUCUUUGGUUCGCAAGAAAGAGGUUGCUCUCACUUCUAAGAAGCCAGGAAAAACUCAGUUGAUUAAUCAUUUCCUGGUGAACAAAAGCUGGUACAUUGUGGAUUUGCCUGGUUAUGGUUUUGCCAAUGCCCCAGAAGCAGCUAGAAUGGAUUGGUCCUCAUUCACAAAGGGUUACUUUCUGAACAGGGGCACUUUGGUCUCCGUCUUGCUUCUUGUUGAUGCUAGUGUGCCACCGCAGAAGAUUGAUCUUGAUUGUGCAAAUUGGCUGGGGCGGAACAAUAUACCGUUGACAUUUGUUUUUACCAAGUGCGAUAAGACGAAAGGGGGAAAAGGAAAGAGGCCGGAUGAUAAUAUUAGAAGUUUCCUACAGCUGGUCAGGGAAUACCACAAGCAACAACCGCCAUGGAUAAUGAGUAGUAGUGUCACUGGUUUUGGCAGGAAUGAGCUUCUUUUGCACAUGUCACAGUUAAGGAACUACUGGAACAAUGAGUAG